UGGGAUCCAAACCACUCGUGACCACGUCCAUUGGUUUUUGCACCACAACGAAGUGAGAGGAGGAAAAGAGAGGGAGAUUCUACAAGUAGAAUAUGGCCGCAGCGAUGGUUACAAUACCUGUGAUUCUCCGGAGUUCCGACGAUAUGUUUGAAUUUCCCGGUACAGGUGUAAGUCUCGGGGACAUGGUUCUGGAUUUCAUCGAGGAAGUCGAGGUCUCGCCGGAGUUUAAUACUACCUCUGGCUCCGACGAAGACGACGAGAAUUCUUGCAGUGUGGAAGAGAACAAGGCAUUUUGGGAAGAACAGGACCAACUUCUGCGGGCGACAUUGUGCAAGAGCAGUAGCGUUGAAUCGAAAAUUCGACAAGCCACUAAGGAAGCGUUAAGGGAAAUCAAUUCAUCAAGCGAAGAAUACUGCGUUUGUGCGAGACCGGUGGCCGGAGGUUGCCGGAAAUGUUUGCGUACCGAAGUAUGCAAACGGCUAAUUGAAUCCGGAUACAAUUGUGUCAUUUGCAAGUCUAAGUGGAGAAGUUCAACAAAUGCCCCUGCAGGGGAGCAUACUUAUUUGGAAGUGCUGGACAACAGUUCAAAGAGAGGGGAGAUUAGGGUUGCAAUUGAGCUAAAUUUCGGAGCUGAGUUCGAGAUGGCAAGAGCUAGCGAAAACUACAACAGAUUGAUUAGCUGGUUGCCUGAAGUGUUUGUUGGGAAAGCCGAAAGACUACGAGCUUUGAUCAAGAUUUUGUGCGGCGCAGCCAAGAAAUGUAUGAAGGAGAAGAAGAUGCACUUGGGACCUUGGAGGAAGCACAAGUACAUGCAAGCCAAGUGGUUUGGGACGUUGGAGCGGUCAACGCCGGGGUCGUUGCCAGUCGGAUUUUCGCACGGGCCGCCGAAGCCUAAGGCCUCGAUUUUGGCCUUUGAUUUGUUGGAGGUGGCGAGGACUGCUAGCUUGCAUUGCUCUAGUACUGCUGUUGAAGUUUUGUGAAUGAUGAUGCAUGAGGAAACGAAAACAAGUUUUGCACGCGGUUUUGGUGUUAUGCCUGUUCUAGGCAAUUGUAACACUAUGCAUGUGCAAAAAUGCGAGUGAGUUCAUAUAUAUACAUAUAUGUAUGCAUGAGGUUAAUUACUGAGGUUUUUUGCAAAGCGUGGUUCAGUUGAACCCCUUGUUUUACUCAGUUACCCUGCAGUUUAAUGAAACUCUUAUCUUCAUGUCUUA
Pyrus x bretschneideri (Chinese white pear) is the source of this 1211-nucleotide messenger RNA. RefSeq lists its product as uncharacterized. Lineage: Eukaryota; Viridiplantae; Streptophyta; Magnoliopsida; Rosales; Rosaceae. The record is from RefSeq and is a predicted model, not a curated record. The transcript has 3 exons. The coding region runs from base 93 to 980 and encodes 295 amino acids.